This is a messenger RNA of Pan troglodytes (chimpanzee), 5078 nucleotides long. It is a transcript of the gene NEMF, whose product is annotated as nuclear export mediator factor. Gene Ontology annotation, molecular function: tRNA binding; ribosomal large subunit binding. Gene Ontology annotation, cellular component: RQC complex. The record is from RefSeq and is a predicted model, not a curated record. Lineage: Eukaryota; Metazoa; Chordata; Mammalia; Primates; Hominidae. Gene Ontology annotation, biological process: rescue of stalled cytosolic ribosome; ribosome-associated ubiquitin-dependent protein catabolic process. The transcript is spliced from 33 exons. The coding region runs from base 654 to 3884 and encodes 1076 amino acids.
GUGUUUAUGGAGCACCGAUUGUACACCAGGUACUGCGGUGAGUCUCAGGGGUACCAAGACCGAGGUUCGAUGAGAAUCCUGUAAUCAACUGCAGAAUGCUCCUUCGGAGAACAGGACCCAUCAAAAUAGGAACUCCGUUUUGAGAGUUCGCCUCGAUCGUUGAGGAUAAUCUUAGAAGGACCGAAGCAGUUCCGUUUCGUUACAUUUCAAAAUCUUAUGUCAAAGUAAGCACGCAGAAAGGGGUCCUUGCUCUUCUACACUGAGCCCUACGGCCCCCCUGUGGGGAAAUACUCCUGAUAAUCAUCUCGAAAAUUGUUUCGACCAGCAGGGGUCACUAUGAAGGCUGACUUGAGCCCAAAACACAAUGGGGCACGGUAACCAGACUGGUCCGUAAGGGUUCCAGGAAGGAAUGCAGCUUCAAGAGAACAGUUUGAAUCUUUAUUCGAAUUUGAAUUUUGGUACAAUGAAGAGAGUCAGCUGCAACUUGACAAUCGAAAUCCUCAGAAAAGCGACACAAAUACGUUCGCCUCGAGGAAUAUUGGGUCUUCUGCGCGGCCGUAGAGCUCCGCCAAGUGCGCCUGCGCGGAAGAGAAGUGGCGUCGAGUCCGGCCGGGCAGUAGAGGAAAUUGCGGUAGUGACCCUCGGGCCUCGCCAUGAAGAGCCGCUUUAGCACCAUUGACCUCCGCGCCGUACUCGCGGAGCUGAAUGCUAGCUUGCUAGGAAUGAGAGUAAACAAUGUUUAUGAUGUGGAUAAUAAGACAUACCUUAUUCGUCUUCAAAAACCGGACUUUAAAGCUACACUUUUACUUGAAUCUGGCAUACGAAUUCAUACAACAGAAUUUGAGUGGCCUAAGAAUAUGAUGCCGUCUAGUUUUGCCAUGAAGUGCCGAAAACAUUUGAAGAGUCGGAGAUUAGUCAGUGCAAAACAGCUUGGUGUGGAUAGAAUUGUAGAUUUUCAAUUUGGAAGUGAUGAAGCUGCUUAUCAUUUAAUCAUUGAGCUCUAUGAUAGGGGGAACAUUGUUCUUACAGAUUAUGAGUACGUAAUUUUAAAUAUUCUAAGGUUUCGAACUGAUGAGGCAGAUGAUGUUAAAUUUGCUGUUCGUGAACGCUAUCCACUUGAUCAUGCUAGAGCUGCUGAACCUUUGCUUACUUUGGAAAGGUUGACUGAAAUAGUAGCCAGCGCACCUAAGGGUGAACUACUGAAGAGGGUGCUUAACCCAUUACUUCCCUAUGGACCAGCUCUCAUUGAACACUGUCUUUUAGAAAAUGGAUUCUCGGGUAAUGUCAAAGUGGAUGAAAAACUUGAAACUAAAGAUAUUGAAAAAGUACUUGUUUCUCUGCAGAAAGCAGAAGACUAUAUGAAAACAACAUCCAACUUCAGUGGGAAGGGAUAUAUCAUUCAGAAAAGAGAAAUAAAACCAAGCUUGGAAGCAGAUAAACCAGUUGAAGACAUAUUCACGUAUGAGGAAUUUCAUCCUUUCUUGUUUUCUCAACAUUCACAAUGUCCAUAUAUAGAAUUUGAAUCAUUUGACAAGGCGGUGGAUGAAUUUUAUUCCAAGAUAGAAGGCCAGAAAAUUGACUUAAAAGCUUUACAACAGGAAAAGCAAGCAUUGAAGAAAUUAGAUAAUGUUCGAAAGGAUCACGAAAACAGAUUGGAAGCUCUUCAGCAGGCUCAGGAAAUAGACAAACUGAAAGGAGAGCUUAUAGAAAUGAACCUACAAAUAGUUGACAGAGCCAUUCAGGUAGUUCGAAGUGCUUUAGCUAACCAGAUAGAUUGGACAGAAAUUGGGUUAAUUGUGAAAGAAGCCCAGGCUCAAGGAGACCCUGUUGCAAGUGCAAUCAAAGAAUUAAAACUACAAACAAACCAUGUUACAAUGCUGCUAAGAAAUCCAUACUUGUUAUCAGAGGAGGAAGAUGAUGAUGUUGAUGGUGACGUCAAUGUUGAGAAAAAUGAAACCGAACCACCAAAAGGAAAAAAGAAAAAACAAAAGAAUAAACAGCUGCAGAAGCCUCAGAAAAAUAAGCCGUUACUUGUAGAUGUUGAUCUCAGCUUGUCAGCAUAUGCCAAUGCCAAAAAGUAUUAUGAUCACAAGAGAUAUGCUGCUAAGAAAACACAAAAGACUGUUGAAGCUGCUGAGAAGGCAUUCAAGUCAGCAGAAAAGAAAACAAAGCAAACAUUAAAAGAAGUUCAGACUGUUACCUCUAUUCAAAAAGCAAGAAAAGUAUAUUGGUUUGAGAAAUUUCUAUGGUUCAUUAGCUCAGAGAACUAUCUAAUUAUAGGUGGACGAGAUCAGCAACAGAAUGAAAUAAUUGUGAAAAGAUACUUGACACCAGGAGACAUUUAUGUACAUGCCGAUCUUCAUGGAGCUACUAGCUGUGUAAUUAAGAAUCCAACAGGAGAACCCAUCCCCCCACGGACCUUGACUGAAGCUGGCACAAUGGCACUUUGCUACAGUGCUGCUUGGGAUGCACGAGUUAUCACUAGUGCUUGGUGGGUGUACCAUCAUCAGGUAUCUAAAACAGCACCAACUGGAGAAUAUUUGACAACAGGAAGCUUCAUGAUAAGAGGAAAAAAGAAUUUUCUUCCUCCCUCAUACCUAAUGAUGGGGUUUAGCUUCCUUUUUAAGGUAGAUGAGUCUUGUGUUUGGAGACAUCAGGGUGAACGAAAAGUCAGAGUACAGGAUGAAGACAUGGAGACACUGGCAAGUUGUACAAGUGAACUCAUAUCAGAAGAAAUGGAACAAUUAGAUGGAGGUGACACUAGCAGUGAUGAGGAUAAAGAAGAACAUGAAACUCCUGUGGAAGUAGAACUCAUGACUCAGGUUGACCAAGAGGAUAUCACUCUUCAGAGUGGCAGAGAUGAACUAAGUGAGGAGCUCAUUCAGGAAGAAAGCUCUGAAGAUGAAGGAGAAUAUGAAGAGGUUAGAAAAGAUCAGGAUUCUGUUGGUGAAAUGAAGGAUGAAGGGGAAGAGACAUUAAAUUAUCCUGAUACUACCAUUGACUUGUCUCACCUUCAACCCCAAAGGUCCAUCCAGAAAUUGGCUUCAAAAGAGGAAUCUUCUAAUUCUAGUGACAGUAAAUCACAGAGCCGGAGACAUUUGUCAGCCAAGGAAAGAAGGGAAAUGAAAAAGAAAAAACUUCCAAGUGACUCAGGAGAUUUAGAAGCGUUAGAGGGAAAGGAUAAAGAAAAAGAAAGUACUGUACACAUUGAAACUCAUCAGAACACAAGCAAAAAUGUUGCGGCUGUGCAGCCAAUGAAACGAGGACAAAAGAGUAAAAUGAAAAAAAUGAAAGAAAAAUACAAAGACCAGGAUGAAGAAGACCGUGAACUUAUCAUGAAGUUGCUGGGGUCUGCAGGUUCAAACAAAGAAGAAAAAGGGAAGAAGGGGAAGAAAGGAAAAACAAAGGACGAACCUGUGAAGAAACAGCCCCAGAAACCUAGAGGUGGACAGAGGGUCUCUGACAACAUUAAGAAAGAAACUCCGUUCCUUGAGGUUAUAACUCAUGAGUUACAAGACUUUGCUGUAGAUGAUCCACAUGAUGACAAGGAAGAGCAAGAUCUGGAUCAACAGGGAAAUGAGGAAAACCUAUUUGAUUCUUUGACAGGCCAGCCACAUCCUGAAGAUGUACUACUGUUUGCCAUUCCAAUAUGUGCCCCUUACACCACCAUGACAAACUACAAAUAUAAAGUGAAACUUACUCCCGGAGUGCAGAAAAAGGGAAAAGCUGCAAAAACAGCCUUGAAUAGUUUCAUGCAUUCCAAAGAAGCAACAGCAAGAGAAAAAGACUUAUUCCGCAGCGUAAAGGACACAGAUUUAUCAAGAAACAUUCCUGGCAAAGUGAAAGUGUCUGCACCCAAUCUUCUGAAUGUAAAAAGGAAAUAGCUGAAAUGAAAUUCUAAAAUAUUUGAGAAGAGCCAAUUUUAUAGCGUUUUGGAAGUUCAAAGAUUAAAGCACCAUGUAUCAGGAUUUCCGCAUUAUAAAAAUGAACUAAACAUUGCCUUGCUAUAUUCACCAAAAGGACUUACUUCUUGUUUUUUCCCAGUUUUGUUUUAUAUAGAGGAAACACUGUCUGUGAUAGGAUUUCCUAAAGUAUUUGUGGACAGGUAAAUGCUAAUUAAUAUACAUCUGUAGUUAUUCUACAUUUUCUUGAAAUUUGGGAGGUUAAUACCAAGUAUUCAUUUCAUGAUGUAAAGAAACUGAACAGUGAAGUGGCUUGAUUGCUUAAACUAUUGACUUGGUAAGUCUACUGUAUAUAACAUCUAAUUAAACUAUUGACUUGGUAAGUCUACUGUAUAUAACAUCUAAUAUAUAUAUUACAGGCCAAAUGAACUAAACAUUGCCUUGCUAUAUUCACCAAAAGGACUUAAUUCUUGUUUUUUUUCCCAGUUUUAUAUAGAGGAAACACUAUGAUAGGAUUUCCUAAAGUAUUUGUGGACAGUUAAAUGCUAAUUAUAUACAUCUGUAGUUAUUCUCCAUUUUCUUGAAAUUUGAGAGGUUAAUACCAAGUAUUCAUUUCAUGAUGUAAAGAAACUGAACAGUGAAGUGGCUUGAUUGCUUAAACUAUUGACUUGGUAAGUCUACUGUAUAUAACAUCUAAUAUAUAUAUUAUAGGCCAGCUACAAGGGGUUUAAAUAUUUAGGAUUGUGUCUUGAAAACUAAGUAUUGGAGUGGAUUUUCUUCUGCUUUCAUUGAUACUUGUCAAAAAAUAUAUUAGACCAAAAUGUAAAAUAUAAGUAAUAAUUCUCAUGACUCAGCUUAAUAACUCCUAGAAGAAAUUGGUGUUAAUCAUUUCUGUUCAUUUGUAGACCUUCAGGUUUGAUCUUAGUUUUUUCCUUGUAAUCUGAUUCAGUUCUGUACCAUUUUAAUUUCCACCUUUAGUAAUUAAUUACCAAUAUAGCACGUUAGAGUAUCUUAACCUAUAAUAUCAGAAGCGCAUUUUAGGCUUACCACUAAAGACUCUAACCCACUUUUCCUCUGUCUCUUAACAGAAUGGAAAAUGAUGUCAUCAUUAUUUCCAUUCCUUCAUGAGCUAUAAAACUUAUUAAUUAAAAAAAAACUUCUUAAUUGACUGGACAA